AUGGAGGGUGCAACCCAUCCCUCGUCCUCCCGGAGAGGGUCGAUUGACAUCAAGUUUGAAACCGAGAGUGCGGCCACGGUCAUGGGCGAUGAGACUCCUCGCAAAGACAACAGCCCCGACCCCAGUCAACACAACGACUGGAGCUUGCUAUCUCGCGUCCAGGAACAGCAUGAGCGAGACUUGGCCUCGGGCUUCAAGCGACAGGAACUGGGCGUCACUUGGCAAAAUCUCACAGUCGAUGUCAUCAGCUCAGAAGCUGCCGUCAAUGAAAACGUGUUCUCACAGUUCAAUAUUCCCCAGCACAUCAAGGAGUCGCGCAACAAGCCCCCGCUUCGUACGAUUCUGAACAACAGCCAUGGUUGCGUCAAGCCGGGCGAGAUGCUCCUCGUCCUAGGUCGUCCAGGCUCAGGUUGUACAACUCUCUUGAAGUUGCUUUCAAACCGCCGCGCAGGUUACAAGUCAGUCGCGGGAGAUGUGCGAUUCGGCUCGCUGACUUCCGAUGAGGCCCGCAAGUACCGUGGUCAGAUUGUGAUGAACACAGAGGAAGAAUUAUUCUUCCCCACCUUGACGGUCGGUCAGACGAUGGACUUUGCGACUCGCCUCAAGGUUCCCUUCAAGCUUCCGAAUGGCGUUGAAUCCGCCGAAGCCUAUCGUCAAGAAACCAAGAAGUUUUUACUUGAGUCAAUGAACAUCUCUCACACGGAGGACACGAAGGUCGGUAACGAAUACGUUCGUGGUGUUUCCGGUGGUGAGCGUAAGCGUGUCUCUAUCAUCGAAUGUCUUGCCACUCGAGGAUCUGUUUUCUGUUGGGAUAACUCCACUCGAGGACUGGAUGCGAGCACUGCCUUGGAAUGGACCAAGGCAAUUCGCGCCAUGACGGAUACCCUCGGUCUCUCGACCAUUGUUACCCUCUACCAAGCUGGCAAUGGAAUUUACGACCUCUUUGACAAGGUCCUCGUUCUCGACGAGGGCGAGCAGAUCUAUUACGGUCCUCGGGCUCAGGCUCGGCCUUUCAUGGAGGAGGCUGGCUUUGUCUGCCGUGAAGGAUCUAACGUUGCGGAUUUCCUCACUGGUAUUACCGUGCCCACGGAACGCCGGAUUCGCGACGGCUAUGAGAACCGCUUCCCCCGCAACAAGGAAGCUCUGCGAGAGGUGUACGACAAAUCCGCCAUCCAUGACCAGAUGAUCGCCGAGUACGACUACCCGAAUACCGAAGAAGCCCGCGAGCGGACCCAGGACUUCAAAGACGGUGUCGCCUUUGAGACGAACAAGCAGCUCCCGAAGAACAGCCCUUUGACCGUCAGCUUUACCGAGCAGGUCAAAGCUUGUGUGUCUCGGCAAUACCAGAUUAUCUGGGGAGACAAAGCCACUUUCAUCAUCAAGCAAGUCGCUACCUUGGCGCAGGCCUUGAUUGCCGGAUCCCUGUUCUAUAGUGCCCCUGACAACUCAGGUGGUCUGUUUGUCAAGUCCGGUGCUCUCUUUUUCUCAUUGCUGUACAACAGUCUACUAGCCAUGUCUGAGGUCACCGACUCGUUCCACGGUCGCCCUGUCUUGAUUAAGCACAAGAGCUUUGCUUACUUCCAUCCCGCGGCUUUCUGCCUUGCGCAAAUUGCCGCUGAUAUCCCUGUGUUGUUGUUCCAGAUCAGCAUGUUUUCCCUGGUCGUCUACUUCAUGGUUGGCCUUACGAUGUCGGCUGGAGCAUUCUUCACAUACUGGAUCCUUGUCUUUGCGACCACAAUGUGUAUGACUGCCCUAUUCCGCGCCAUUGGAGCUCUUUUCUCCACCUUCGAUGGAGCUUCGAAGGUUUCUGGAUUCCUUAUCUCCGCACUGAUCAUGUACACCGGUUACAUGAUUCAAAAGCCGCAGAUGCAUCCCUGGCUGGGCUGGAUUUUCUGGAUCGACCCCCUAUCUUAUGGCUUUGAGGCUCUUCUCUCCAACGAGUUUCACGAAAAGACAAUUCCUUGUGUGGGUACCAACCUCAUCCCAUCAGGCCCAGGCUAUAAUGAUCCCGCCCACCAGUCUUGCGCUGGUGUCGGCGGUGCCAUUCAGGGAAAUACCUACGUCACUGGUGAUCAGUUCCUGGCCUCGCUCUCCUACAGCCACUCCCACCUGUGGCGCAACUUUGGCAUCAACUGGGCGUGGUGGGUGCUCUUCGUAGUUGUCACAAUUAUCGCUACUUCCAGAUGGCAAUCCCCCGGCGAGAGCGGAAGCUGUCUCGUCAUUCCCCGUGAGCGACUCGAGAAGCACCGCCAGGUUGCCAAGCCCGAUGAGGAGUCUCAGAUUCAGGAAAAGUCCAAGAGCCUGUCCGAUUCUGGUAACGCCGAUGAAAACAAUAUUGACCAACAGCUGGUUCGCAAUACAUCGGUCUUCACCUGGAAGAACUUGAAGUACACCGUGAAGACUCCCAGUGGCGAUCGGGUUUUGCUUGACAAUGUUUUUGGCUGGGUGAAGCCGGGUAUGCUGGGCGCCUUGAUGGGCUCGUCCGGUGCUGGAAAGACCACUCUGCUCGAUGUUCUGGCGCAACGCAAGACUGACGGUGUCAUUAAUGGUUCUAUUCUGGUUGAUGGCCGUGAGCUCCCCGUUUCGUUCCAGCGCUCUGCUGGAUACUGUGAACAGCUUGAUGUUCUUGAGCCUUUCGCUACCGUUCGUGAGUCUUUGGAGUUCUCGGCUCUGCUCCGCCAAGCUCGCGAUGUUCCUCGCGAGAAGAAGUUGAAGUACGUGGACACUAUCAUCGAUCUUUUGGAGCUUCACGAUCUGGCCGACACUUUGAUCGGCUAUGUUGGUGCUGGUUUGAGUGUUGAGCAGCGUAAGCGUGUCACCAUCGGUGUCGAGCUUGUGUCUAAGCCUAGCAUUCUGAUUUUCCUGGACGAACCCACUUCCGGCCUUGAUGGGCAGUCUGCUUACAACACGGUGCGCUUCUUGCGAAAACUAGCCGACGUUGGUCAGGCUGUACUGGUUACCAUCCACCAGCCCUCCGCUCAGCUGUUUGCUGAAUUCGAUACUCUAUUGUUGCUCACAAAGGGUGGCAAGACCGUCUACUUCGGUGACAUCGGUGAUAACGGUCAGACUGUCAAGAGCUACUUUGACCGCUACGGCGCCCCCUGCCCCAGCAACACCAAUCCUGCGGAGCAUAUGAUUGACGUCGUCUCUGGACAUCUUAGCCAGGGCAAAGACUGGAACCAGGUCUGGCUUGAGUCUCCCGAGCACUCUCGGGCACUCCAGGAACUCGAUGAAAUUGUUAGCACUGCGGCGUCCAAGCCUCCUGGCACCUUUGACGACGGCCGCGAAUUCGCUACUUCUAUCGUGGAGCAGACCAAGCUUGUGACCCUUCGCAUGAGCACCGCUCUCUUCCGUAACACUGACUACAUCAACAACAAGUUCGCUCUUCACAUUGGAUCCGCUCUCUUCAAUGGUUUCUCCUUCUGGAUGAUCGGGGAUAGCGUUGGUGCCAUGCAACUGCGCCUUUUCACUAUCUUUAACUUCAUCUUCGUCGCCCCUGGUGUCAUCAACCAGCUGCAACCCUUGUUCCUGGAGCGUCGUGCUAUUUACGAACAGCGUGAGAAGAAGUCCAAGAUGUACUCUUGGUGGGCGUUCGUGACUGCCCUCGUUGUGUCCGAGAUCCCAUACCUUUGUAUUUGCGCCGUCUUGUACUUUGUUUGCUGGUACUGGACCAUUGGUGGAGUCACCACUGCUGACAAGUCCGGCCCGGUCUUCUUCAUGAUGCUCCUCUACGAGUUCGUUUACACUGGUAUUGGUCAGUUCGUUGCAGCCUACGCCCCCAACGCCACCUUUGCCGCUCUGGUCAAUCCCUUGAUCAUCGGUACACUCGUCUCUUUUUGUGGUGUCCUGGUUCCCUAUGCCCAGAUCCAAGAAUUUUGGAGGUACUGGAUCUAUUGGAUGAACCCUUUCAACUAUCUCAUGGGUGGUCUCCUGGUUUUCAAUGUCUGGGACACUGACGUGAACUGCAAGGAAGAUGAAUUCGCCAUCUUCGACCCUGCCAACGGAACCACCUGCGGAGACUACCUAAAGUCUUACAUGGAGACCAUCGGUUCGCGCAUGAACCUGGUCAACCCCCUCGCGACCGAGUCCUGCAAGGUUUGCGAGUACACUCAUGGAAGCGAUUACCUCUACACCCUCAAUCUGAAGGAAUACUACUACGGCUGGCGUGAUAUUGGCAUCGUUGCCAUUUUCGCUCUGAGCUCGUAUGCUUUGGUCUACCUGUUGAUGAAGCUGCGGACCAAGGCCUCCAAGAAGGCUGAGUGA
Penicillium maclennaniae is the source of this 4263-nucleotide messenger RNA. Its product is annotated as putative ABC multidrug transporter. The transcript is spliced from 2 exons. Gene Ontology annotation, biological process: transmembrane transport. Gene Ontology annotation, molecular function: ATP hydrolysis activity; ATP binding; ABC-type transporter activity. Gene Ontology annotation, cellular component: membrane. The coding region runs from base 1 to 4263 and encodes 1420 amino acids. Lineage: Eukaryota; Fungi; Ascomycota; Eurotiomycetes; Eurotiales; Aspergillaceae. The record is from RefSeq and is a predicted model, not a curated record.